Ostrea edulis (European flat oyster) is the source of this 4964-nucleotide messenger RNA. RefSeq names its product TRAF-type zinc finger domain-containing protein 1-like. The coding region runs from base 100 to 1974 and encodes 624 amino acids. The transcript is spliced from 10 exons. The record is from RefSeq and is a predicted model, not a curated record. Lineage: Eukaryota; Metazoa; Mollusca; Bivalvia; Ostreida; Ostreidae. Gene Ontology annotation, molecular function: zinc ion binding.
AAACGAAACGAGAAGUGAAAUCUGAAGUUUCAAGAAAGCGUAUACCCAAAACAAAAAAACAAACACACACAAAAAAAGAAAGAAAUCUGAAAAGGAAAUAUGAGUGAAAAUGAAGAAGACACGACGAUGUGUAGAAAUUGUCGAAGACAGAUUAGUUCAUCAAAUUUUGUACUGCAUGAAAUGCACUGCAAAAGGAACAUUUCCCUGUGUAAGCAUUGCAAUGAGCCAAUCCCAAAAGCAGAAAUGGACAUUCACUUUGAAGAGAACCAUGCCAAAAUACCAUGUCCCAAGUGUAAAACAGAAGUAGAGAAGCAGCACCUAGAAAUUCAUGAGGAACAAGAAUGCCUCAAAAGACCAGUCCAGUGUGUGUACUGCGAAAUGGACGUGGCAAAGGGAGAGUUGGAGGAACACCAGGGAUACUGUGGAACUCGGACAGAAAACUGUGUUCGCUGUGGGCAAUUUAUAAUGGUGAAAGACAUGGCUCAGCAUGAAGAGAACAGGUGCAACCUUAGAGAAAUCCAACCCAAGUACAAUAACAACCCACCUCCCAACAUUCCAUUGCCUGGUGGUAAGGAAAAUUCAGCUGCAGCCAGGAGGAAACCAGCUCCAAGAGCAGUGGAUACUUCCGACGAUUUUCUGUUUGGAUCAGGUGAAGUUAACUCCUUUCAGAUGGAUGAAAUCCAGAGGCUAUUGAGAGCAGAUGGGUUGAGAGCAUCACAUCAGACAGGAAUGAUGCAGUCCUCUCGGACGUCUGCUCAGGGAAGCACCCAGAUGACUACUAGUAAGAGUAAGAAAAGGGAGGUCAACCUAGGAAGGAGGAACGGAAAUGUCAACCAUGACGAAAACCAGAAUCAAGAUCAAACAUUUUUGCCCUGUGAAUUUUGUGGAGAAGCAUUUCCUUUCGAUAUGCUAGUUUUACAUCAGAGUUCAUGUACAGAGGACCAGUUGAGCUCACUAAUGGCAGGCACUGAUCUCACAGAGGCCGAGGACAACAGAAUGAUGUACCCGUCUCCCCCUGUCCAAAGACAGGUCCCUAACGUCAUCGAUAAUCUACAUGGAUAUGACAGUUAUGAUGAUUCUGAUCCUACAAGGUUUAUUGAUGAGGCUGGCCCGGUGGAACCUUUGGAUGACAUGAUGCUUCCGUGUGAAUUCUGUGAUGAACUUUUCCCACAGGAUGUACUUGUUCAACAUCAGGCAGUCUGUGAUUCUGAUACAUUAAAAACUCCAAGAGUGAUGUCCCCUGUCACAAGAAACCUAGGUGGCACUGCUAGAAAAGUGCCAAACACAACUCACAACAAACCACAACACACUCCAAAUAUCAAGGAAAUUAUAUAUGGAAAAGACCGACACACAACCCCAACUGGGCCUCUUUCAAGGGAACUGGACCACACAUUACAGAAGUAUGGUAGUCCCCCCUUACGUAUGUAUGGUAAUAGGGAUCAGCAUCAAACUAGUGAGACUGAAAAUAUCUCACCACCGUCCCCCAGACAACCAGUAUCUAGGGCCUCAGUGAGCAGUGCUGCGCGCACCAGAAAGACAUUGAAUAACUUGCUCAGUGACAACCAUGCUCCUCUCCCUUCCUCCAGGUCUACUGGUUCCCGCAGAACAAGUGAUCCACGAGAAACUGCUGGAUCCUUUGUAGGGGUUUCAAGCUCAAGAAAGAACAAUGCAACUGUGAAUAAUCUCACAAGAAAGACAGCACAACCGUCUUUUAGCUCUAGUCGAGUACCUGGUGCCAGUUCUAAAAGAAGCGAUGCAAAGAAGACAAACAUGGGAGCCAGUCGGCGAGACCAUUUUGAUCCAGAACUGGAAGUUGGUAACAUACGCCCACUAAGGUCACAAAGGAGCUCCGAUAGUCAAUAUUCAUCCCCUACUUCUGGUCAAUAUUUAAGGCAGAGAGACAGAACAUUUGACUAUGAUGGUGACAGAACAAGUAAAACUAGAAAUCCAACAAAAAGAAGAGACCAGUAUUAAACAAGACAAACAAGUUUUGUGUAGAUUUAGACCAAAUGUUAAUUGUGAAGAAAUAUAAUUUCAAAAGCCAUCCAUGCUCAAAUAUUACACAUGUACCUGCAAAUUAGUUCUCUUAAUCUCUUCCAGAGAGUGAAAGAGAGAGAAUGCAAGAAAGAGAGUGUGGAAAAUUUCAUUUUCAUAGUAAAUCAUUGGUGCCUUGUGAACUGAGGUAUUGCAGGUUUCAUGGUUAAAUUGGGGCAUUGAUUUUUACCAUCUAACUUUAGUGAUAAGCUCUAUGUCAAUUUAAUUUAAAAUUUAUACAGGGAAAAGUGGGUCACAUGAUUCUCAUCUGAUAUUCGCAUAAAGUUCAUGCAAAUUUUUGGUAUAAAAAGAUGAAAAGUAAGACAUAUGCUCUUUGUAUGGUUUCAUACAAUUGAAAAUUAUUUUUUAGAAAAGUCAUUUAAACAUGAUCUGUCUGGUAAUGGAAAUAUCAAUUAUAGAUUGGUUUCAAGACAUUAAGUAUGAUUUCAAGCAGGAUUAGGGUAGUAAAUGACAUCAACAGAAACUAAUAUUAAAUGAUGUUAUUUAUUAGUUUAAUGGGUUUAAGAUAUGGGUAAUGGGGGAAUAUUUCUCAUGAAAAAUGAAAGUGGAGAAGAGACUGAAAUCACAAAAAUGACUAAGGAGCAACGAGGCUGGAAGCUGUAUAUGCUCCAUAUACUCUGUCCUAAAAAUUCACCCCUAUUUUAUUUUUUCAUUCUGCCCUCAUCCUCUUUGGGGUGUUUAAAACUAGGCUAGAUUAACAAAAUCUGUAGAAUUCUAAAGAAACAAGAUAUCCUGAGUGAUAUUUUUAAAGGGGCAAAAUGAUCUAUAACAAAUAGUACAUGGGGCGAAUAUUUCCUAGUUUACAGUACCCCUUUCCCCAUCCUUAUUAAAAUUCUUAGCAGAGAUUCCAGUGACCUUUGAACUGAUAAUGAACAGAAAUCAUCCAUAAUUCAUGACUUACAUAUGAAUUAAGUUUGAACACUGUCGCGCAUAAAAUUUCCUAGUAUGAUGUAAAAAAGGAUGAUCUUGACAUAUUGACAAGAAAAAUAAAGGGUGCAGCUGCCACGCCCAUGAAAUUUGAUGAGAAGGAGGGAGGGAGGACAUUUUCAUUGUAACCUAUUUGUGGAUAUUAUUCUAACACUGUCUACAUUUACCCUCUGCUGAACAUGUGGUGUUAAGAAUUGAUGAAAAUUUCAGUAUAUUUGUACUAGCUGUGACCUUGACUGUAGGUGCAUUGACCCUAAAAUUUCUUAAAUAUACAUGAAAGUAACUUGCCAUAUAUAUAUCCGAUUUGAAUAUUUUUAAUGUUUUUCACUAUGGAAUUGGACACGUCUGAAAACUUCCUCUCCUACUGUUCAUCUGACUAUAAGACAAGCUGGACUUGUUGCAACUUGUCUAAUAAUAGAACAAGACUUACCUGUAAGGUGAUGCUUGACCUGAAUUUUUCUGACUAACAUUGGGUAUACAGAGGGACCAAGGAGGUUAUAAGCUCACCGCGCAUAUCAUGCUGGAGUUGGGUUGAGUAAAAUUGGAGGGUAUUUCUUGAAGAAUUAAAGCGGGAUUUUUGUUCUGUAUAUAGGGAAAUUUUUGUGUCCAGUUUUGGUGAAAUAAAAACUUAGUGAAUUAGAAUUUACCUUUACUUUAAAGCAACACAUAACAUGGUUUUCCAGGGGGGGGGGGGGGUGAACUUGGUUUUUCAUUGUGCUUGGAUGAAAUUUUGCCAGUAUUUGUACAGUAUAUCACCAGUCAAAUGUUUACAAAUUCAGGUGAGAUAGCAUUUAUAUAUUGUAUGUUGCAAAGACAGGGUUUUUUUUAUUGGAUGCUACAAAAAAUGUAAAAUAAUUGUAGACAAUACAUGUAUUUUUAAUCUGGCAGGUACACUGCACUCCAACAAAUGUACAUUUUCAAAACGAGGCUGAGCCUCAUUGAAGUUAAGGUUUUCACUAAUCAUCUGUUUGCCAUUACGACAUCUCACUAUUUAUGUGUUAACUUUUGUGAUAUCAUGUGUCCGACUUGUGUAUAUGCAGAGUGAUUUCUUGAGAAAAAUGUCAUUUUCAUUACAUUAUUGAAAUGGUUGAACACCAAAUGAUCAUUUGUACCAAUCUACAAAACUGCUGUUAGAUCUCUCUGCUUCAUCAUUAGUAGAUCUAGAUGUACCAAAACACCCUACAACCUAUUGUUAAUGACCAUUUUAAUAUGUAUUAAAUAACAUUGAAAAAGACAGUUCCUUAAAGUACCCUAAAUGUAGAACACUGAUUUUAAAUACACCAGUCUUGACAAUGUACAAAAAAUAAUUUUACAAAAGAAGAGCAAAAUAUUGCAUGUGAUUAAAUUAAAUGAUUUUGAUCAUUUGCGAAAUUAGUAGAAAUCAUUGCCAUCAAAUAAAUUUAGAAGUUCCCAUUAGUCAGAGUUGAAGUGUAUCUGUGUUACAAUUCACUAAUACUCGACAGAAAUUGACAUGGUAUCUUCAAUUACAAAGAAAAUACAAUUGUACAAUUUUUGCUGUUUUGCCAAAAAGUGUUGCAAGAAUUUUUAAACUUUUGUGACAGUUUAUCCAGUAAAAAAAAUCUGAAAAUGGUAAUUUUCAGUCAUUUAAAUUGCAUUGAUUUGCAAAAUUCCCAAGGAGACACAUACGGUAGUAAAAAUAUUAUUUUAAUAUGUUAUCACAUUAGGAGAAAUUAAUGUCUUAAAUUCAAUAAAAAAAAGUCUCGGAUAAUUAGGAAAAGCUGUGAACAGCAUAUCAAAUUGGUGUGCUGUGUCAUUUGUUCUUCCAGUUCACAUCUUUGUAUUGGUGAUUUUUUUCUUCAUCCCUGGAUGAAACUGUGUAGGAAGUCUCAUUUCCUUUUCUUUGGCAAAGUGAGAUGUACAGUUUUCAUAUAUGCUAUAUAUACAUGUUGAAAUUGACAGUGAUUUAUAUACCUCUGUUAAAAUUGAUAUGUCCUUUGCGUUUGAAUAAAAAUGGAAUUGUU